Ilex paraguariensis (yerba mate) is the source of this 267-nucleotide messenger RNA. The record is from the annotation of a GenBank genome assembly. Lineage: Eukaryota; Viridiplantae; Streptophyta; Magnoliopsida; Aquifoliales; Aquifoliaceae.
AUGCUCCCACCUCAAAUCGCCACACCCUAUUCCCCAACUUCAAACCCUGACAACCUCUGCCACAUCCACGCCAAACGCAGCCGUGUGAUGAAUGACGAUGCUAAUGGCGCAUGGCCAGAGUUGUUGUGUCUAUGGAAUUUUGCUCAAAAGUCUUUGGCUCUGGAUACAGCAAUUGGGAUGAGGCAGUCGCUAUUUGCUGAAAAGCAGUGGCCACUGGUGCCAAUUAUUGCAGAAUGUGGACCUUGCACUACCAAACGACAAUUCUGA